Messenger RNA from Gambusia affinis (western mosquitofish), 1990 nucleotides. It is a transcript of the gene foxr1, whose product is annotated as forkhead box R1. Gene Ontology annotation, biological process: regulation of DNA-templated transcription. Gene Ontology annotation, cellular component: nucleus. The record is from RefSeq and is a predicted model, not a curated record. Gene Ontology annotation, molecular function: sequence-specific double-stranded DNA binding; DNA-binding transcription factor activity. The transcript is spliced from 6 exons. Lineage: Eukaryota; Metazoa; Chordata; Actinopteri; Cyprinodontiformes; Poeciliidae. The coding region runs from base 128 to 1228 and encodes 366 amino acids.
UUAAGGUGGGCGUGAUGCCUGCUUUUAAAUCUCUAUAAUUUGUUAUAAAUAAAACACGAGACGGGAAGAAGCUGCUAGAUCCUCAACUGGAAGAAUCUGGGCAGGUUUCUGAAAACGGAGUUUGAAGAUGAAGAGCGACCUCUGUGACCCUUUGCUUCUCCUCUUCAUCCUCGGCAGCAGCGGCGUCGUAGACGGCCUGGGAUCUGUGGUGGACAUUUCAUACAGACACAUUACAUAUCCUUUAACCUGGGAGACUGCCCAAAGCUACUGCAGGAGUGAAUUCACUGACCUGGCCAUCUUCUAUUCACCGUCGGAUGUAAACAAUGUGAACCUUAAGCGGUAUCUCUCCUGGAUCGGUCUGCACAAAGAGACGACUCCGUCAUCCGGUAGCGAUUGGGUUUGGUCCGACGGUCAAAACUACAGCAUCAACUGGCAAGACAACGUCACAAACAGCCAGGGAAACUGUGCUUAUGUCACAAACAGAGACAAAAAGAUCUACGUCACCGACUGUGGAAACCGUCUGUUCUUCACCUGUUGGGCGCCUGUUGUGAAUUACAUCUUUAUACUCGAGCCAAAGACUUGGCCAGAAGCGUCGGCGUACUGCAAGUCAAACUAUUUCUACCUGGCCAGUUUCUCUAGCAACUCUUUUGACAGCAUCUUCUUUGACCGGGAGAUUCCCACCUGGAUCGGACUCUACAGAGACGGAGCAUCGUGGAAAUGGAGCUGGGGAGACUCUGAAUAUACAAACUGGUUAGGACAGAUGAGUGUCAGCAGCAACUGCGGCUCGAUCUCCUCACUGAAGAAGACAACGGCUCCCCAAGACUGUGAUACUCCUCUCCCGUCCCUCUGCAUCGCAGACAAUCUGGUCCUGGUGAGGGAGAAGAGGAGCUGGGAGGAGGCGCUGGAGCACUGCAGAGGCCUCCGGUCCUCCAGCCACAGCCAGCUGCGCUACGACCUGCUCAGCCUGCAGCCUGCAGACAAUCAGCACUUCAUCAAGACCAAGGUCAUGCAGGCCGACACCGAGGAGGUUUGGACCGGCCUGCGUUUCCUGGCUGGUGAUUGGCUGUGGGUGAACGGAGCAGACAUGUUGUACACCGAUCUGCCCCUCUGCCCCGCCCCGGGGCAACACUGUGGGGUCCUGUCCAAAAGCAGCAGCAGCAGCACGGAGACCAGGGAUUGUUCAGAGGGAAAAAACUUCCUGUGUUACAGUUACACACCUGUGGUCUAAAUAAAGAUAUUUAUACGCUUAGAAAAAUCUGUUUCCUCUGACAGAAACAGAUAUUAAAGUUUAGCAAAUACCACAGAUUAUCUGUUACAUUUAGUUUACUUUAUAGGCAUAAAUAUUUAAUCAACUUUUAGUCAUCUUUGUUAUUUGGCUACAUUUUACUAUUUCCUGUGUUUUAUAACUAUAAUUCACCACAUUUCUGGGUUUAAUUUCAAAAGCCACACCCAUUUGGAAGUUCAUAAUUCAGCAAUAAGAAAAAGAAAGACGGGGCUGGAUUAAAAGUUAAAGUCCACUGCUGAGAUGUUGUCUCUAAAAUCUGAAGUUGGGAUUGUUACUUUGUUGCUUGAACCAUUUGAUCCACAAUUUUAAUUUACUUAAGAUGCCAACUCAGUUAUUGUUUUUGAAAAAAUGGCUUUUUGAAUUAUUGCAUAUAGUUAGCAAGAUUAUGCUGUUUGAAAUUAUUGUUAACUUUUGUAACUUUUACUAUUUCAAUAAUGUUGCAAAUAAUUGUGAAUUUGUUCUAUAUUGUCCAAGCUGACAAUCAAACUUUUGGCUGAAAAUUGUAUCAGAAUUUUUAGAAAAUGUAAAAACAUUUGUACACAUAUUUAACUGAGAUAUUUUUGUAGAAAUUACAAUAAUGCAAUUUAAACUAAAAAGGCUAAGGUGCAUUUUUUUUAUUUAUUUUAUUUUUUUAUUCUUGUGGGUUUACAGCAGGUAGUUUAUUUGAAUCACUGUGAUAAAGUAACGCCCAUAGUUGCAAUGUGG